This is a messenger RNA of Diutina rugosa, 1332 nucleotides long. RefSeq names its product putative oxidoreductase. The coding region runs from base 1 to 1332 and encodes 443 amino acids. The record is from RefSeq and is a predicted model, not a curated record. Lineage: Eukaryota; Fungi; Ascomycota; Pichiomycetes; Serinales; Debaryomycetaceae. The transcript has a single exon.
AUGCCCAUCGACUAUAUUCUGAGUCUAGUGCUUGACGGGCCGGAAAACACCGCUGGCUGGAACCUUAUCAAGAAGUAUGGCCCCCCGUUAGCCGUCGCUGGUGCGGCUAAAUGGUACUUUGGCGGUACUCCCAAUACUUUUGACCGCGACGUCAACGGCAAAGUAUACCUCAUUACCGGGGGUACGCUGGGUUUGGGGGCCCAAAUCGCCUACGAACUCGCCGUAAAGGGAGCCCAAAUCGUGUUUCUUGUGCGGCUGCUAACGGAUCUGUGGACGGUAGAGUUCAUCGACGAUCUCCGCCAGCGAGCGAACAAUUUCAUGAUUUACGCCGAAGAAUGCGACCUUGCCGACCUCCACAGCGUCCGGUUGUUUGCUACCAAAUGGUUAGACAAUCAGCCGCCGCGGAGACUCGACGGAGUGGUGUGCUGCGCUGCUGAAUGUAUCCCCUACGGUAGUGACCGUCAAAGCACUGCUAACGGCAUUGAACGUCAAUUAGGGGUGAAUUAUGUGGGCCACUACCACUUGCUUACCCUUUUAGCCCCCGCUCUUAGGGUACAACCGCCUGAUCGUGAUGUCCGUAUUGUCCUCGCUACUUGUGCCACUCACCUGAUUGGUAGUGUAGUGCUUGACGAUUUAUGGUACCAGAAACGCCCCUACCCAAAACGACUGCCGUGGCAAGUAUACGGCACCUCCAAACUCUACCUUGGUCUCUUUGCUCAGGAAUUUCAGAGGCAAUUGGACAACUAUGAACGCAAAGAUAAGACUCCGUGCAACGUGCGGAUCAACAUGGCCAACCCGGGGAUCAUGCGCAGUGCGCUGACGCGACGGUUCAUCAGUGUCGGCACCAUCUGGGGGCUUUUCCUCUACCUUUUGCUCUACCCGAUUUGGUGGUUCUUCUUUAAACUGGCGUCUCAGGGCGCUCAGCUGUUUAUGUUUGCCCUCUGGGCUCCGUUCCUCCGGCAAAUACCAGGGGGACAAUUGAUUCAGGAGUGUAAAGUGGUCACCGAGAAGCGCAGCGAAUACGACAACGAAAACCUACAAAAGAAGCUAUUUGACCUUACCGCCAAACAUAUCGAGGAGUUGGAAAAGGCCGCCGCCGUCGAAAGAAACCGCGCUAACAAAAACGGGAAAAAGAAACCCCAGACUGAUCUUGCCCAGAAGCCAGCUUCGGAGGCGGAACUCAUGGACAAAAUCGACCAGAUCCGGGCUCUGUUGAACAUGGGAGCCACUCAAUCCAAGACUACUAAAGAUGACCCGCUACCGUUAUUCCCUCUGGACGCCGAGCUUGUGGAAGCAGUGGGGGGUAAAGGCACCCCGCGCAAGCGCAAAUGA